Messenger RNA from Thlaspi arvense, 1156 nucleotides. Lineage: Eukaryota; Viridiplantae; Streptophyta; Magnoliopsida; Brassicales; Brassicaceae. The record is from the annotation of a GenBank genome assembly.
CCACUAGUAUCCAGCUGCAAUCACGCAAACGCACCGCCUUUUCUUUUACACAGAGCGUCUGGGGUCCACUCGUAUUCUUCCAAUCAUAUACUGCCACGUCAACAUAAUCAAAUAGUGAGUUGAUGAAAAUGCCCCUGAAUUAGCACUAAAUUUACGAUACAAGCACCGAUUUCUUUAAUUUACAAUGGCCUAAUCUCACGCGCUUUCAUCUUCUACCUAGAUUCGCUCAUCCACUCUCUGUCUUAAAUUUCACAAACUGUGUGUUUUCCUUCUUCGUCACUUCAAUCCAUAAUCUCGCUCUCUCUCUUGUUCUCUUUUCUCUCUGUCUUGAAAAAUGGCGAAACUGAUGUUGUUGAUGGUUCUCUGUAUCUUGCCGGCGAUAGCCAUGGCGGCAAGGAGGCCACAUAUUGGUAGGAACACUAUGGUGGUUAAAGGUCGCACCUACUGUGACAUCUGCAAGUUCGGCUUCGAGACUGUUGAAUCCUCCUACUACAUCCCCGGUGCGACGGUGAGGCUAGUGUGCAAAGACAGGAAGACAAUGGACGAGAACUACAGAGCUGAAACUGUGUCUGACGAAGAAGGAAACUACAAGUUCAUUGUCCACGAAGAUCACAAAGACGCGGUGUGCGAUGUUCUGCUUGUGAAAAGCUCAGACGCGAGCUGUCCUAAGAUCUCACCAGGACGUGAACAGUCCCGUGUGAUCUUGAACCAUUACAAUGGCAUUGCUUCGCAGGUCAGAUACGCCAACAACAUGGGGUUCGAGAAAGAAGUUAGCGAUGUGUUCUGCUCUGAGCUCAUCAAGAAGUAUCAGGUUGAUGAAGAUGAUGUUUAAGAUUAGAACCCUCUUCUAAUCUCCUCUGAUAAAAUUGCUGUUUUUUCGAUUUGGUUUAAUGAGUUUCGGAGUUUAUGGAAGAAAUAUAUCUGUAUUUUUUUAAUAUUUAUUUGUCGUAGAAGAUGAUGAUGACUCUCUGUGGUGAUCGGAACUUUGUUUGUGUAAGCUGCUUCUUUAUAUUACUGUGUCAUUUCCUAGCUUGGGAAGUGUCUUCAUUCUAAAUUUCUUUUUAAUCGGAUCUUGACUUAGUUGAAGUUUCAUUAAAGCUUUCAUAUAUGAAGGUGAAACUUGGGGGUUGAAUGAAUAUGCGAAUUAACAGAUUAA